Molecule: messenger RNA, 2290 nt
Organism: Paramisgurnus dabryanus
Lineage: Eukaryota; Metazoa; Chordata; Actinopteri; Cypriniformes; Cobitidae
Source: RefSeq, a predicted model, not a curated record
AUGGAAGUGAAAGAGGAGAGUCAAGCUGAAGUGGAUGAGAAACAUCAGAUUGUAAAAAUAAACCAUAAUGUUUCACAGAAAGAAACUCUGAAGACAGAAGACAUAAAGUGUGAAAAGAGUUUCAAUGAAGAUGAACGCCCUGCAGAUCACAAGAGGACUCACAGUGAGGAGAAACCUUUCACAUGUCAACAGUGUGGAAAGAGUUUUAGAAGAAAAGCUCACCUUAAAGAUCACAAGAGGACUCACAGUGAGAAGAAACCUUUCAAAUGUCACCAGUGUGGAAUGAAUUUUAACCGUAAAUCGAGCCUUACCCGGCACAUGAAAGCUCACAGGGGGGAAAAGCCACACGCCUGCCAGCAUUGUGACAAGAGUUUCCAAGAUACAAGUCAACUUAAGAUACACAUUAGAGUUCACACUGGAGAGAAACCUUACACGUGUCAUCUGUGUGGAAAGAGUUUCACAUUUCAAACAAGCCUUAACCAUCACAUGAAAACUUGCAGUGGGGAAAAGCCACACGCGUGCCAUCAUUGUGACAAGAGGUUCCAAUGUACAAGUGAACUUAAGAUACACAUGAGGUCUCACACUGGAGAGAAACCUUACACGUGCCAUCAGUGUGGAAAGAGUUUUACAACUGCAAGUGUCCUUAACAGACAUUUGAGAAUUCACACUGGAGUGAAACCUUACACAUGUCAACUAUGUGGAAAGAGUUUCAACUUUCAAGCGAGCCUUAACCUCCACAUGAAAACUCACAGUGAGAAAAAGCUGCACGCAUGCCAUCAUUGUGAAAAGAGUUUCCCAUAUGAAAGUCAACUUAAGAGACACAGGAGGUCUCACACUGGAGAGAAACCUUACACGUGUCAUCUGUGUGGAAAGAGUUUCACAUUUCAAACGAGCCUUAAACGGCACAUGAAAAUUCACAGUGACAAGAGAUUCCCAGAUACAAGUAAACUUAAGAUACACAUGAGGUCUCACACUGGAGAGAAACCACAUGUGUGCCAUCAGUGUGGAAAGAGUUAUACAAUUGCAAGUGUCCUUAACAGACAUUUGAGAAUUCACACUGGAGUGAAACCUUACACAUGUCAACUAUGUGGAAAGAGUUUCAACUUUCAAGCGAGCCUUAACCUCCACAUGAAAACUCACAGUGAGAAAAAGCUGCACGCAUGCCAUCAUUGUGAAAAGAGUUUCCCAUAUGAAAGUCAACUUAAGAGACACAUGAGGUCUCACACUGGAGAGAAACCUUACAGAUGCCAUGAGUGUGAAAAAGGUUUCAGAAGUAAAGGCAACCUUACGACACACAUGGCAAUUCACAUGGAAGAGAAACCUCACACAUGUCUUCAGUGUGGAAAGAGUUUCAGUUUGGAGUAUCACCUUAAGAGACACAUGAUGAUUCACAGUGAAAAGAAACCUCAUGCAUGUCUCCAGUGUGAAAAGAGUUUCCCAUAUGAAAGUCAACUUAAGAGACACAUGAUGAUUCACACUGGAGAGAAACCACAUGUGUGCCAUCACUGUGGAAAGAGUUUUACAACUGCAAGUGUCCAUAAAAGACAUUUGAGAAUUCACACUGGAGAGAAACCUUACACUUGUCAACUAUGAAAAUUCUUGUGAAACGUCAUCAGUCACGGCUCAAGUACUGUUCCAAUUCCAAGUUUGCAUCAAGUCAAGUUCACAUAACAUCUCCGGAUGUGUUCUUGAUCUGCUCAUUUAAUUGAGGAUGCAUCAGCAGGUGACUUGUGUGGACUUAUCACAGCCAAGUUUCUCAGAAUGCAUUUUGUGUCAACGGCAAUGAAGCUUAAAACCGGCACAAUAUUUGAAAUAUUACUCUUUCUGUGUCAUACAAUACAGCCGUUUAGUCAAGAAUAUAGCUGAAUAAACUUUAAAUCUCUGGGUCGGUUUCCUCUGACAAUUUUGGAUAUGUGAGUUCAAGUUAAUCAGCGGGCGGUCAGUGCCGUGUACACCGCCAAGGGCAGCCUUUUUUUGGCAAGUCGUUUUGAAAUUUCCUGCUGGCUCAGUGCAGCUGCUCUGCCCUUCGGUGUCUGAUGGUCAAACACGAAAUAUUUCCUUUGGAUAUAUCUAACUGGCAUUUUUCUGUCUUUUUAUUAUUCAUAUGAAGUCUGUUAUUUGUUAUUAUCGUUUUAACUGAUGUUAAAUUUAAGUUUCAUAACUUAAAUCACAUAUAUUUUCUAUAGAAUCUUAACACUAGAUCACUGCCUUUAUACUUUAACUAGAUUUUUUAACUUGUAUUAACUUCAUGUUGUACAAAAGUUUUGUUAUAAUAAAUGGUUGUGUUUUA